Diaporthe batatas is the source of this 399-nucleotide messenger RNA. RefSeq lists its product as uncharacterized. The transcript has 2 exons. The record is from RefSeq and is a predicted model, not a curated record. Bases 1 to 399 code for a protein of 132 amino acids. NCBI's taxonomy places the organism in Eukaryota, Fungi, Ascomycota, Sordariomycetes, Diaporthales, Diaporthaceae.
AUGCGUUUCUCAAUUGUCAUUUGCACUUUGACAGGUGUCUCUGCUCUCAUGAUCCCUUCCUCGCGCAUUGUCAAGGACCAGGUCGAGACUCACGAGGCCGUUCUCGAGAAGCGAGUGGUCGUUGAGGCUCUCAUUAUGGCGGCUGCCACAGCGGCGGUGGGGCAGGUAGCCAUAAGAGCCGUAGACGCGGGAAUCGACCUUGUCAAGGACCUCAGUGACUGGACCGAGGCUCGCGAGUCUUUCACUCAGGAGGUCACAGCCAAGAUGUGGUCUGAGAACCCUUCUCCGGGGACAUAUGUUGCCGCCAUUUGCUACAACAUGGGUUACACCUUUGCGAAUGCCGAUCACUCAGAGGUCACUUCGGUUCAACUCAAGUCUGGGAGACUUCACACGGAGUAA